Cydia splendana is the source of this 2127-nucleotide messenger RNA. Its product is annotated as zinc finger protein SNAI2-like. Gene Ontology annotation, biological process: regulation of DNA-templated transcription. The coding region runs from base 426 to 1565 and encodes 379 amino acids. Lineage: Eukaryota; Metazoa; Arthropoda; Insecta; Lepidoptera; Tortricidae. Gene Ontology annotation, molecular function: RNA polymerase II cis-regulatory region sequence-specific DNA binding; DNA-binding transcription factor activity, RNA polymerase II-specific. The transcript has 2 exons. The record is from RefSeq and is a predicted model, not a curated record.
GGUGACUGGUGUGUGGGUAUGUGGCUGCACACCGGUGCUGAAGCUGGGCAUAUCGCACGAGAGGCAGCUCGCCGGGUGCGGCGGCGCAGGUGCCGCCGCCGCCCCGCGCCGCGCCGCGCCGCUAUUGGCCGCGGCCCCGCGCCCGCCGCCGAUUGGGCGCAGCGCACGUGCGCGGACUACCCGCCGCCACCUGGCCGUCGCUGCCGGGGAGCGCAUAUAAGCGCGGCCUUCCCUCACCGCACCACACCCGAGCUCCGGACGUCGAAGAGCGCACACGUCACUCGCGUCCCGAACACGACACCGCUAUUACGACUCCGGCGCAACGUACAUGUUUUGGACUGUUACAUUUGUGAACUUGUGAUACGAUUUUAUACCGGACGUUUAAUAAAAAUAAUUCUUUGUUAAGUGCUUGUGAAAAAGUGAAGAUGCUCGUUGAGGAUUCGCAAAAUUCUCGCGCAAUGAUGACGAAAAAAUAUGCGCACUGUCCGCUGAAGAAGCGGCCGGUGUUGGUGCGGGAGGAGCGGCCGGCCACGCCGCCCACUACGCCGCCGCACCCCGCCCACCUCGCCACUACACUUUAUUAUGACUAUCCUUCUUGUGUUUCGGAAAAUGACGAACCAGAAAACCUGAGCACGAAACCAGAAGACUUAUCGAAGACCGGCAAUUACCCAAAUAAGGCGUCGUCGCCAGUGGCCGCAGCGGCCAUCAAGGCGGAGCCCCGCGAGUGGCCCCAGCACCAGCUGGAGUACCUCGCCGCCUGCAGAGCUCGCCUCGAACCCACUCCGGCGCCGAUCGAACUCGCACGCCCCACACCUCAGUACGCCUAUCUACCUGCACUCUACGCCCCCUACCCAAUGGAAGAAAUUUACCCUACCGCGCCCUCCUUAUCACCGCCGGUCCAUUCUCACCUUUACUCCCGAUAUUCGCCUGCGUCCCCACCGUCUUCUAUUUCGCCUCCUCCAUGUCCCGAAGAUCUCCGGUCUCCCGGCUCAGUAUCUUCAGACUCCGGAGUAUCUGUGUCCGGCCAGAGACGCCCUCGCUACCAGUGCCCAGACUGUGCAAAGUCUUACUCCACUUAUUCCGGUCUCUCUAAGCAUCAACAAUAUCACUGCGCGGCCGCCGAGGGGAGUCUCGCGCGCAAAUCCUUCAGCUGCAAGUAUUGCGCAAAAGUAUACACUUCGCUGGGAGCCCUCAAGAUGCACAUCCGUACGCACACACUGCCCUGCAAGUGCCACUUAUGUGGAAAGGCUUUCUCUAGACCGUGGCUCCUACAGGGUCACAUUCGCACCCACACAGGAGAAAAACCGUUUUCUUGCCACCACUGCCGCCGGGCGUUCGCCGACAGAUCGAACCUGCGAGCUCACCUGCAGACGCACUCUGAUGUUAAGAAGUACUCCUGUUCCGGGUGCGGCAAGACAUUUUCCCGGAUGUCGUUGCUGAGCAAACACUUGGAGAGCGGGUGCGGCAGCCCCGGCAGCCCGCCCUUCGAGUACCGGCCCGAAGCGCUGCCCGCGGCGCACGCGCACCAGCCGCACCAGCCGACGCCGACCAUUCAUGCCUACUGAAAAGACUGACUUAUAUAGCCGUAUUUGCAGAAGUUGAGAUCUCGUUUUCAAACUACUAUCACUCGCUGUUAUCACCUUUAAAAAUCUUAAACUAUCCUUAAAUAUUUCUAAUUAUUUAAACUUUGUAAAUGUUUUGAGAAGAAAUUGUGUGCAUAGAUUAUUUGUAAAUACUAGUUUUAAGUAUUUUGUUACAAGUGCUGUAAGGGACCAAUAUACAUAUAUUGCAUACGAUAAUUAUUGUAAGUUAGGAUAAGUUGGAUAUCACAGAGAUAUCUCGCCGCCAUACCAGCGGCUUCGCUAGUCAUGUGGCAUUUGCCGAGUGUCAUACACUUGUAUAAUAUAUUCGUAUCCUAAGCCAUGUACAAAGUGCCUUAAUUAUAAUACAAUACUUAAUAUAUUUCAUGAAAAUUAUAGCAGUAUGUUUAUAAGACGGUAUUAUUUAAAUUAAAGCUAUAUAAAACAUCGACACCUACUCACGAGGCUAUAUUUAAGCCGACUGCCGAAUUGCGUUCCUUUCUGUUACCUCUAAAUCAGAGAAUAAUAAAGUAUACUACAUUGAAAA